This is a messenger RNA of Bursaphelenchus okinawaensis, 1719 nucleotides long. NCBI's taxonomy places the organism in Eukaryota, Metazoa, Nematoda, Chromadorea, Rhabditida, Aphelenchoididae. The record is from the annotation of a GenBank genome assembly.
AUGGCAGUAGAAUUGGCCACGACUUCUGGCAAUUUGGAACAUGAAGAAGAUGAGCAAGAACAACUUUUAGAAGAAGAAGAAUGCGAAGAAAGUCCUCAUGAGACCAAUUGUGGGGUUGUAAAGUAAGUUUUUGCCGUUUCUUUGUUUUGUAAAGAAAGUUUUUGUAACUUUUGGUUUUGUAAAGAAAGUUCUUACUAGUUUUAGUUUUGUAAAGAAAGUUCUUGCUAUUUUUUUAAAAAAAAACGUUUUCAGUCCAUACAUGAACCCUAGGGCGCAACAUGGCGAAGCCUACGAGCCAACUCGCCUGGAGCACUUGGCUAACACCUUCACUCAUGGAAUUGCCAUAAUACCAUCACUGGUCAUCACGAGGAUAUUGAUUGAUGCUGCUUACAGGGAACUCCAACAACAUCUCAUGGUCAUGUACGGGUUUUUUACUACUGUAAGUUUGGUUAUGUACUUGUACAUAGUGGUUACUUUGGUUAAAUGAACCUACCCCUACCCCUACCCCUACCCCUACCCCUACCCCUACCCCUACCCCUACCCCUACCCCUACCCCUACCCCUACCCCUACCCCUACCCCUACCCCUACCCCUACCCCUACCCCUACCCCUACCCCUACCCCUACCCCUACCCCUACCCCUACCCCUACCCCUACCUCUACCCCUACCCCUACCCCUAUUCCUAUCCCUACCCCUUACUAUAGCUCACUUUACUCUAAACUACAGUACCCUAACUUUCAGUUACUCUUUACUGCCUCCACCGCCUAUCACUUUUGCGAAUUGCUAUUCCGACCAGACAAACGAACAUUACGGUACUAUCUUCACAUCACCGACCGUAUCACCAUCUACUUCUUCAUAGCCUCCUCAGCUACACCGUGGCUAACCCUACGCCAUGCCGACACGAUAGGAGCCCAUCUGAAGUGGAUCAUCUGGGUGAUAGCACUAAUAGGCAUAGCCUACCAACUCAAGUACCACGAGCGCUACAAAACCAUAGAGACGUGCUUCUAUGUUGUAGUAGCCUCGAUCCCAUAUGUUGGUAUCAUCACGAUGAACGACCGAAACGGAAUGCCACUAAUGAUUCUGGGCGGGUUGGUUUAUGUGGUUGGUACUGUAUUCUUUAAAAUGGAUGGAAUUGUACCGUUCGCUCAUGCUAUCUGGCAUCUUCAUGUUGUUGUAGGUAAGUCUGGGGUUGAUUUUUUGAAAGGAUGGAUGGGCGGGGGUGAGGAGUGAGGGAGGGUUUUUGAUUUUAGAAUGGGUAGUGCGGUGAGAGGGGUUUGAUUUAAAAGAAGUAGGGCUUAUAUUUUUGGGUGAGGGCGGGGGAAAGUGAAAAAAGUUUUGAUUUGGGCAGGGUAAAUUUUUUUGUUGUAAGGCAGGGUAAAUUUUUUUUUGUUGGGUAGGUUUAAAAGGUUUUGUCUAAAGAGGAGGGGUAAAAAAAAUUUUUUGCGGGGUGGAUAAAAAAAUUUUUUUGUAGAGUUAGGUAGGGUGGGGUAAAAAAUAUUUUUUGGUGGGUAGGAGUUGGAAAUAUUUUGCUUUUGGCGGGUAGGGUAAUAAUGUUUUUUUGGAGUAGGAGGGGUGGAGCAAAAAAAUUUUUUUUGUGAUGAGGGCGGGGUAAAAAAAAUUAUUUCUUACAAUUUUAGGAGCAUCAAUUCACACGUACGCGGUAUACACAAGUCUUAUUGGUCCCGACCCGAACAAUCCCAUGCCUCCAGUUGAAUUUUAA